UGAUCUGAGGAGGUAUUCACGUGAUCUCUCUAGACUAUGAGCGGAUAAAAAGAACAAUUGUGGUAUCAUGUCAUUUUAAUGGAAGAACAGGAUAUGAGUGGAGGGAAUCAUGCUUUCUUUCAACUCCUAGGCUCAGUCAAUAAUACAAACAUUGAUCUCGUUGACAAUACACUGCUACAAGAUUUGUCUCUUCUCUCGGUACCUAAUCAGAAUGGCCUGUUGCCUAUACAGGUAGCAGCCAAUAGAGGAUAUAGUCCACUUAUUCAGUUACUAGCUAAACAUGGAGCUGACAUAGAAGUGACAACUAAAGAUGGGAAGACUCCUGUCAUGUUAGCUUGUCAGAGUGGUAGCCUGUAUGCUGUUCAUGCAUUCAAUCAGUGUGGUUCUAAUAUGAUUUCAAGAGAUUCCUAUGGAAGGACAUUAAUGCAUUAUGCUGCUACUGUAGGAGCUGUCCAUACCAUGCACUAUCUCCAUGUUAACUGUAAUCUUGCAUAUGAUGCAAAAGAUAACGAUGAUUACACUCCAUUGCAUCUUGCAGUAUGGAAUUCUCAUAUGCAAUGUGUGACAUAUCUCUUGAAGAAUGGAAGGUGUGGUGAUGUCAACGCUGCUAACGUAUAUGGGACAACUCCAUUGGCUGUGGCAGCAAAGAAUGGAUCAAGGUCAAUAGCAAGACAUCUUAUAUUAUCUUCUAAGAAGAACCUGUUGCUGUCAAAGGAUGGUAAUGGAAUGACACCAGUGCAGCAUGCUUUGCAUGGAGGAACAGACAAAUUCAAGGAGUUUGCACUACAGAUGUCAUUAUGGACAACAGAGCAGCUAACGGCUGGUCGCUCUCUAAUGCCAAGCUAUGACACUCUUACUUGGUAUUUUGUAUUCUUUCUUCCUGGCUCAGCUCUAACACUAGCAGCUGUACUCUUCACUCUCAUACCAUAUCUAUCAGUCUCCAUUCCCCUUGCUCUAGCAAUAGUUAUAUUUGGUUUCUUUGCUCCUUUGAAUAAUCACCGACUACCAACUGAUUCCGGUUUACAGAAUCCAGCCCCAAUGGGUGCCUUUCUAGCAGGACUUACCAUAACAGUAAUAUGCUACUUUACUCUUGUUUGGCCCCGUCUAUGGCCUGAUAACUGGUACUGGUUCAUCAUUAUUGCUUUUGACUAUAUUGGAAUCAUUUAUUUAUUCUGGAAACUAGAGUAUACUGAUCCAGGAUUCGAAUAUGUUGGCAAGAGAAGUGAAGAUGGUCGUCCAUUGACUAUUGUUGAUGUAGCUGGACAGGAAAGAGGCUCUGGAAUACAAUACUCAUUUUGUACUGAAUGUGAGAUUGUAAUACCUGAGAUGGCUAAACACUGCAAGCUCUGUUCACGUUGCUGUAAUAAUUUUGAUCAUCAUUGUCUAUGGCUCAAGAUGUGCAUUGGAGCUAAUAAUCAUCACACGUUUGUAAUAUUCCUCUUCCUUCUCUCUCUGGACAACUUCCUGUUUGUUCGAGGAGGUUGCUCAAUUCUUGCUUUAUUGUCUGGUACAUAUGACCCCUGGGUCUUUUUAAAGUAUGCAAUGGUACAUGAAAAGUUUCUCAUAUUUUUAAUGUUAUGCAAUUUUCUGACCGGAUUAUUUGGAAUGAUGAAUCUUUUAUACCAGCUGUCUAUCAUUUCAGCAAAGGAAACAACUUAUUUUGAUUCUAAAGGAUUGGCAGCUUUUGGUCGAAAAAGAGACAGACAGAAAUUGUCAGUUGUGACUCGACUUAGAAAUAUAAAGACUUUCUUUUUUAACGGCCGUCACAAGAAACAGGAAUUCAGUUCAAAUACAUUUAUGGUUUGACAUAAUAUUAACAUUGAUGUGAAUUAUUAUUAUUAUUAUUAUUAUUAUCAUUAUUAUUAU
Messenger RNA from Amphimedon queenslandica, 1866 nucleotides. RefSeq names its product palmitoyltransferase AKR1-like. The record is from RefSeq and is a predicted model, not a curated record. Bases 79 to 1806 code for a protein of 575 amino acids. NCBI's taxonomy places the organism in Eukaryota, Metazoa, Porifera, Demospongiae, Haplosclerida, Niphatidae. The transcript has 17 exons. Gene Ontology annotation, molecular function: protein binding; palmitoyltransferase activity.